Molecule: messenger RNA, 2029 nt
Organism: Propithecus coquereli (Coquerel's sifaka)
Lineage: Eukaryota; Metazoa; Chordata; Mammalia; Primates; Indriidae
Gene: FOXK1
Product: forkhead box K1
Exons: 9
Coding region: 95-1966 (623 amino acids)
Biological process (GO): regulation of transcription by RNA polymerase II
Molecular function (GO): RNA polymerase II cis-regulatory region sequence-specific DNA binding; protein binding; DNA-binding transcription factor activity, RNA polymerase II-specific
Source: RefSeq, a predicted model, not a curated record
GGCGCCGGCCCUGGUGGCCGCGGCGGCCGCCUCGGUGCGGCAGAGCCCGGCGCCCGCGCUGGCGCGCCUGGAGGGCCGCGAGUUCGAGUUCCUCAUGCGGCAGCCGAGCGUCACCAUCGGCCGCAACUCGUCGCAGGGCUCCGUGGACCUGAGCAUGGGCCUGUCGAGCUUCAUCUCGCGGCGCCACCUGCAGCUCAGCUUCCAGGAGCCGCACUUCUACCUGCGCUGCCUCGGCAAGAACGGUGUCUUCGUGGACGGGGCCUUCCAGCGGCGCGGCGCGCCCGCCCUGCAGCUGCCCAAGCAGUGUACUUUCCGGUUUCCCAGCACGGCCAUCAAGAUCCAGUUCACGUCGCUGUACCACAAGGAGGAGGCUCCGGCCUCCCCGCUCCGGCCGCUGUACCCGCAGAUCUCUCCUCUGAAGAUUCACAUCCCGGAGCCGGAUCUCCGGAGCCUGGUCAGCCCCGUGCCCUCCCCGACUGGCACCAUCAGCGUCCCCAACUCCUGCCCGGCCAGUCCGCGCGGCGCCGGGUCCUCAGGUUACCGCUUCGUCCAGAACGUGACCUCGGACCUGCAGCUGGCAGCAGAGUUCGCAGCGAAGGCCGCCUCGGAGCAGCAGGCAGACGCGUCCGGAGGGGACAGCCCCAAGGACGAGUCGAAGCCACCGUACUCCUACGCGCAGCUGAUCGUGCAGGCCAUCUCCUCGGCCCAGGACCGGCAGUUAACACUAAGCGGCAUCUACGCCCACAUCACCAAACAUUACCCCUAUUACAGGACGGCCGACAAAGGCUGGCAGAAUUCUAUCCGACACAACCUCUCUUUGAACCGCUACUUUAUUAAAGUCCCACGUUCCCAGGAGGAGCCUGGGAAGGGGUCGUUUUGGCGAAUAGACCCUGCCUCAGAAGCUAAACUCGUGGAACAGGCAUUCCGGAAGCGGAGGCAGAGAGGCGUCUCCUGCUUCCGCACCCCCUUUGGGCCUCUGUCCUCAAGGAGCGCCCCAGCCUCGCCCACACACCCUGGGCUGAUGUCCCCUCGCUCGAGUGGCCUGCAGACCCCGGAGUGCCUGUCUCGGGAGGGCUCCCCCAUCCCACACGACUCUGACUUGGGGUCGAAGUUAACUGCUGUUCCAGAGUAUCGGUAUUCCCAAAGCGCACCCGGCUCCCCCGUCAGUGCCCAGCCGGUGAUCAUGGCUGUGCCUCCCCGCCCGUCCAGUUUGGUGGCCAAGCCUGUGGCCUACAUGCCAGCCUCCAUCGUGACGUCACAGCAACCGGCAGGCCACGCGAUCCAUGUUGUGCAGCAGGCCCCCACUGUCACCAUGGUCAGGGUGGUCACCACCUCCGCCAGCUCUGCCAACGGGUACAUCCUGGCCAGCCAGGGCUCGGCAAGUGGCUCCCACGAUGCCGCGGGCACAGCCGUGCUGGACCUGGGCAGUGAAGCCAGAGGCUUGGAGGAGAAACCCACCAUCGCGUUUGCCACGAUCCCUGCAGCCAGCGGAGUGAUCCAGACGGUGGCCAGCCAGGUGGCCCCGGGAGUCCCUGGACACACGGUCGCCAUCCUGCAGCCGGCUGCGCCAGUGGCCAUCGGGCAGCACCACCUCCCGGUGCGGGCUGUCACUCAGAACGGAAAGCACGCCAUGCCCACCAGCAGCGUAGCCGGCAGCGCCUACGCCCUCACCAGUCCCCUGCAGCUCCUGGCGACCCAGGCGAGUUCGUCCACGCCAGUGGUGGUCACCCGGGUGUGCGAGGUGGGGCCUGAGGAGCCAGCGGCAGCCGGCGCGGCAGCCGGCACGGCAGUGGCCACCGCCACACCAGCCACCACCGCCACCGCCACCACCACCGCCGCCUCGGCUUCUUCUACCGGGGAGCCCGAGGUCAAAAGGUCCCGGGUGGAAGAGCCCAGUGGGACUGGAACCACGCAGGCUGGGGUCAUCGCAGCCGCCGGCCCCCAGGGGCCAAGCCCCGGGGAGUGACGUCACCCGCUCCGGGUGGAGUGGGACUCACCCAGCAGCGCCCCCGGAGCUGAGCCUGGCAGU